Messenger RNA from Argentina anserina (silverweed cinquefoil), 450 nucleotides. RefSeq lists its product as uncharacterized. Bases 1 to 450 code for a protein of 149 amino acids. NCBI's taxonomy places the organism in Eukaryota, Viridiplantae, Streptophyta, Magnoliopsida, Rosales, Rosaceae. The record is from RefSeq and is a predicted model, not a curated record. The transcript has a single exon.
AUGGCUUCAGAACUGAUCAAAAGUUAUAGAAAUGAGGCCGAGAUUUACCAAGGUGAAGCUGUCUGCAAGCAGAAGUUCAAUGAACUUUGGGAAGAGUUUUGUCUUCCCAAAGGUGUCCUGCGAUCAGACAUAGAGGAGAUGGGGCACCACCGACCUUCAGGCUUCGUUUGGUUGAAGCAGAAGAAGAAAAAGGAGCACAAGUUCAAGAGCAUUGACAAGACUAUCGUCUAUGGUCCUGAGCUCACAAUGUUCGUUGAGAAAGGUAAGAUCAAGAAACUCACGGGUUGUGACAACAAGGAAAUGUGCUUCCGAAUCUCUGUUUCUGAAAUCUGCUUCAAAGAUCCUGCUCUAGAGAAGCUUAGCUUUAAAACUUCCACUGGCCUAUCAGGAACAUACCUAGCUUCAGAAUUUCAGGACGAGGAUGACGAAAACAAGAAAAGCAAGCACUAA